GGGAAUCGCAGGAGUGGAAAAGUAAACGGGGAAAAAAAAGGAAAGGUUCAGCUUCUUCCGGGUCACUGUAAUGGUCAUUGAGUAGUACUGCCUGCACUACCCAUAAGAAUUAUUACUCCUUUCCAUUUCAUGCCACUUCAACAGAUUUACUUAUUUAUGCAGCAUCCACAGCCACAGGCACAGCCCACCUUUUGAUUUUGAUUUUCCUCAGAGACUAGCAAAUGAAGAAGGGAAGCUUAAACCCUAAUGUCAAGCUCAAGCUCUCUCUCCCUCCUCCUAAGGAAGUUUCCUUCGCUAAGUUCCUAACCCAAAGCGGUACGUUUAGAGAUGGUGAUCUGCUUGUCAAUCGAGACGGUGUUCGGAUUGUCUCUCAAAUCGAUACCCAGCCUCCACCACCUAUAACGCCCACAGACAACCAAUUGAGUUUAGCGGAUAUAGACAUGGUUAAGGUCAUCGGGAAGGGAAGUAGUGGAAUUGUGCAGUUGGUGCAACACAAAUGGACGAGCCAGUUUUUUGCCUUGAAGGUUAUCCAAAUGAAUAUUGAAGAGUCUGCACGCAAGGCCAUUGCUCAGGAACUGAAAAUUAAUCAGUCAUCACAAUGUCCUUAUGUUGUCAUGUGCUACCAGUCUUUUUACGAUAAUGGUGCCAUUUCAAUUAUCUUAGAGUACAUGGAUGGUGGAUCUCUAGCAGAUUUUCUGAAAAGUGUUAAAACAAUUCCAGAACCAUAUCUUGCUGCCAUCUGUAAGCAGGUGCUCAAGGGUUUGUUGUAUCUUCAUCAUGAAAAACACAUCAUCCACCGGGAUUUAAAACCUUCUAAUUUGUUGAUUAAUCAUAGAGGAGAAGUCAAGAUUACAGACUUUGGAGUGAGUGCAAUCAUACAAAGCACGUCUGGACAGGCUAAUACUUUUGUUGGCACUUACAACUAUAUGUCUCCUGAGAGAAUUAGCGGGGGACGAUAUGACUAUAAAAGUGACAUUUGGAGCUUGGGUUUGGUAUUGCUGGAGUGUGCAACCGGUGAAUUCUCAAUUACCCCUCCUGUGCCGGAUGAAGGCUGGACUAACGUCUAUGAACUUAUGGUAGCCAUUGUUGAUCAACCUCCACCUUUUGCACCACCAGACCAAUUUUCUCCAGAGUUUUGUUCAUUUAUAUCUGCAUGUGUGCAGAAAGAUCCAAAGGAUAGACAGUCAGCACAUGAACUAAUGAAACACCCAUUCAUAAACAUGUAUGAGGACCAGCAUGUGGAUCUCUCGUCAUACUUUACAAAUGCCGGUUCUCUUGCAACCCUUUGAAACUUGUGCAGAUACCCGAUGAUCGCGAUCUUGAAGGCCUGAAUAAAGGUUCUUAAAUGUCAUCGUGGCUUAAAAUAAAUCAACUUGCUGCAAUUACAAUUUCCAGGGCAGAGGUUUUUAAAGCAUUUGCAAUUCACAAAACAUCCCAGGGUCGUAGUAUUUAAUGUAUGCCAUGCACUAAUCAUGGAAUAGAAAACGUAUGGUUUCAAGGAAGCUUCUGGUUUGUGAGAGAUAUCAUUGGAAUAUGGUUUCCUGUAUAACUUACCGAAAUGAUCUGAUUUUUUUUAUUGUUUUAGUUGUAUGUUGAGUGUUGCAAAUGCAUCAAACUCCUAUUUGAAAGGUGUCAAUACAUGGCUGUGUGUGACUUUGAGCUUGCAAACUAUGAGGAGCUCACGAGUCCUUUUACCA
This is a messenger RNA of Populus euphratica (Euphrates poplar), 1697 nucleotides long. RefSeq names its product mitogen-activated protein kinase kinase 2-like. The record is from RefSeq and is a predicted model, not a curated record. The transcript has 9 exons. NCBI's taxonomy places the organism in Eukaryota, Viridiplantae, Streptophyta, Magnoliopsida, Malpighiales, Salicaceae. Gene Ontology annotation, molecular function: MAP kinase kinase activity; ATP binding. The coding region runs from base 222 to 1289 and encodes 355 amino acids. Gene Ontology annotation, biological process: MAPK cascade; protein phosphorylation.